Coccidioides posadasii C735 delta SOWgp is the source of this 914-nucleotide messenger RNA. RefSeq lists its product as uncharacterized. Gene Ontology annotation, cellular component: ribonuclease P complex; ribonuclease MRP complex. Gene Ontology annotation, biological process: rRNA processing; tRNA 5'-leader removal. NCBI's taxonomy places the organism in Eukaryota, Fungi, Ascomycota, Eurotiomycetes, Onygenales, Onygenaceae. The record is from RefSeq and is a predicted model, not a curated record. Gene Ontology annotation, molecular function: ribonuclease P RNA binding.
CUCUUGAUCCUGAAGGAUAAGUAUUCGACCUUAGAAGCAAGACCAAGUUACAUACAUCAGCAUGGGGACGCCACUGUCAUCUUCCAACCAAGUCCAAUCUCACGCCGCUCACCGGCUUCUCUCCCGCGCCCAUUCCCCAGACACAGCGGAGCAGCUAUUCGCCGAGAAGGUGAAAACCAAACCCCUUUAUCUGCGACCUACCUCACCUACUCCAGCGGAUAACCGGGAACGGAGACGUCUACAUCGUCUACGGAAGAAAGGGUACUUUCUACGCAGGCAGAAACCCAAACCGCUUACGGCGCGAGAGAAGAGAGCCCUCGGUGUCCAUGAUCUACCAAAAGAAGAAAUCAAAUACGACAUCUUUAAAAAAUUGAAUGACUUAUGGGUGGAAUACAUGUGGGAGAUUCUGGAUUUGAAGAAACCCACGAAUAAAGGCGCGAAUACGGGACAGAUUAUCACUGCUUUGGCACACGGCGCCAAGCUAGCAAGUGCGGAUUUUCAUGGUGCAGAGCUUCAAGUCGUUAGGAGUCGCUGCGUUAGUCGGGUUGGCAUCAGAGGCAUCGUGGUUCGGGAUUCGAAAUUCGCAUUUGUGCUUGUCACGGAAAAAAAUGAAAUGAAGACAAUACCAAAGGAGCAUACGGUCUUCAGGUUCAAAAUUCCAGUACCUACCGGACCGUCUGCAGAGGAUGAACAAUCUCAGGCACCCGAGACUCUAAAAGAUUUAGUAUUCGAGCUUCAUGGAAGUCAGUUCGAGAAUCGCCCUGCGGACCGAGCAAAUAAGAAGUUCAAAUGGAAGAACCUCAAUUAUCUAUGAAAGACCUUUCUGAAAAAAUUUGGGUUGAUAAUGCAUUGUGGCGACCUGCCCCGGGAAUUGAUUGGUCUAUAUUACGUCUCCUGUUGGGUUCCACUAUGGG